Nanorana parkeri is the source of this 1466-nucleotide messenger RNA. It is a transcript of the gene DDOST, whose product is annotated as dolichyl-diphosphooligosaccharide--protein glycosyltransferase non-catalytic subunit. Gene Ontology annotation, cellular component: endoplasmic reticulum membrane; oligosaccharyltransferase complex. NCBI's taxonomy places the organism in Eukaryota, Metazoa, Chordata, Amphibia, Anura, Dicroglossidae. The record is from RefSeq and is a predicted model, not a curated record. Bases 57 to 1466 code for a protein of 469 amino acids. The transcript is spliced from 13 exons.
UGGCUGACUACAGGUCUCUUCCGGUGAGGUGGAGGAGGCCGUUGUAGACCGGGAUAAUGGCUGCUCCCCUGUGCUCCAUUCUGCUGCUGCUCUUCGCCGUGACCCUGGGGCCCGGGGCCCUAGCCGGCCCCCGCACUCUGAUAUUGCUGGAGAACGUCAACCUCAAGGAGACACACUCACUCUUCUUCCGCAGCCUGAGCGAUCGAGGCUUUGAACUCACCUUUAGGACGGCGGAUGACCCGGCCCUUUCCCUCAUCAAGUAUGGAGAAUUCCUGUACGACAAUCUCAUCGUUUUUUCCCCGUCUGUGGAAGAUUUUGGUGGAAACAUCAAUGUUGAAACAAUCAGCGCUUUCAUCGAUGGCGGUGGCAGCAUCCUUGUGGCGGCCGGCUCUGACAUCGGGGAUCCUCUGCGGGAAUUGGGCAGUGAAUGCGGCAUUGAGUUCGAUGAGGAGAAAACAUCGGUCAUUGAUCACCACAACUACGACAUUUCUGACCCGGGUCAGCACACUCUGAUUGUAGCGGAUUCCCAGAACCUUCUGAAGGCCCCGACCAUUGUGGGGAAGACCGCCCUAAACCCAGUCCUCUUCAGAGGUGUCGGCAUGGUGGCCGAUCCGGAUAACCCGCUGGUACUGGACAUCCUGACCGGCUCCUCCACAUCCUACUCAUUUUUCCCAGAUAAACCAGUCACGCAGUAUCCUCACGCUGUGGGGAAGAACACCCUCCUGAUCGCCGGACUCCAGGCCAGGAACAACGCCCGCGUCGUCUUCAGCGGCUCCCUGGAAUUCUUCAGCGACGCUUUCUUUAACUCUGCCGUGCAGAAAGCCACCCCGGGCUCUUCCAGGUACUCGAAGACCGGAAACUACGAGCUGGCGGUGGCCAUCUCCUGCUGGGUGUUCAAGGAGGAGGGAGUGCUGAGAGUCGGCGCCGUGUCCCAUCACCGUGUCGGGGAGAAGGAACCUCCCAGUGCUUACACCAUCACCGACCUCGUGGAAUACAGCAUUGUGAUUGAGAAACUCACUGAUGGCAAAUGGGUCCCCUUCGAUGGAGACGACAUCCAGUUGGAGUUUGUCCGCAUUGACCCUUUUGUGCGAACCUUCCUGAAGAAGAAUGGUGGAAAAUACAGCAUCCAGUUCAAACUUCCCGAUGUCUAUGGUGUGUUCCAGUUCAAAGUAGAUUACAACCGGCUGGGAUAUACUCACCUCUACUCGGCCACCCAGGUGUCGGUCCGUCCCCUGCAGCACACCCAGUAUGAGCGCUUCAUCCCCUCCGCCUUCCCGUAUUACGCCAGCGCCUUCUCCAUGAUGUUCGGCCUCUUCAUCUUCAGCGUCGUCUUCCUGCGGAGUUAUCCGGAGGGGGGCGUGUCAGGCGGAGGUCCAAUAGGAGUCUCGCUCCCGAGUCCCGAGGCAGAGAGUGAUGCCAAGCCGCGGAGGAUUCUGGGAGCAUCCCGACGUGACGCGGACGAGUAA